AUUCUAUUGCCCAUACAAUAUCCAACUGAAACAGCAUCGGUGUCAUAUAACCUGUCUCGAGACAACAUGGCAUGGCGGGCACCUAUUAUCGGCCCUCGGCCCGUCGCGGUUCUGGUGCGGGCGUGCUUGGUCGUCGAAUUGCCACCUCUUGGGUCGCAGCAGGGUGCGAUAUUACGAUUAGAGACCCUAACGCAGACCAGCGCAAUGGUGCCCUCCAAUUUAUCAACAACAACAUUGCCAACUUUGCCGAGGUGCUCGGAGACACUAACCCAAGGCGAGGGCAGUUUGCUGCGUUUGAAGACCUGGACACUGCAGUCAAAAAUGCCUGGUUUGUAGUCGAGGCCGUUCCAGAGAAGCUCAACCUCAAGAUCUCAACAUUUGGAGAUCUGGCGCGGAAAGCGCCGAAGGACUGUAUCUUUGGUUCGAAUUCGUCAUCUUUUAAAUCACGGCUGAUGCUCGCUGAUAUGGACGUUGAGUCCAAAAAGCGUGCAUUGAAUGUCCACUGUACGAUGCCUCCUGGCAGUCGAAUUGUAGAGUUGAUGACAAGUACACAUACGUAUGAUGAGAUAUUCCCUUUCCUGGUCCAGAAGCACAAGGAGAUUGGCUUAUUGCCGGCAGUAGCACUCAGGGAAUCUACUGGCUUCAUCAUCAACCGCCUUUGGGCUGUCGUGAAAAGGAAGACUAUGUCAAUUCUCGCCGAGGGAGUAAGCGGAGAUGUUCGGGUCGAAAAUGGGUCCCUGCGCUGGAUGGAUGCAGAUGGUCUCGACACCGUAGCCUUUAUCGAGGACAAUUACAUCCAGGAGCGUGGUCUCAGUGGUAAAAACACGGCCGACUGGCUACGAAAGAACUACGUCAAUGAGGGAAAGCUAGGUGCUAAGUCUGGCCAUGGAGGCCUUUAUCUUGCUGGUUAUGCUACUAAACCUGCGACCCAGGAGCCUGGCCAUCACGACAACUUAGCCGCUCCGACGUUGUAUGCCCUUGAUCUAGGGUUGGGUGAAAAUAUCUAUGUUACCGAUGGUAAAACCGCGAGAACCUUAGUCGACGGCCUGUCUGGCCCUGACGGAACUGACAUUAGUUUCAGUGAAGGUCGGAUUUUCUGGACUAAUAUGGGAAUUCCGUCUGAAAACAAUGGAUCCCAACUAUGCAUUGAUCAUGUUAACAAGAAGCUGUAUUUCUGCGACCACGAGGGAUUGCAGGUCCACCGUGUCAACUUCGAUGGAAGCCAACAUGAAAUCAUAAUUCAGACCGGCCACUACAACAAAGCAUCUGAUAAAAAUGACCAGGCCAACAGGUGUGUGGGAAUUGCUGUUGACCCAAAGCACGGCAAGUUCUAUUGGACCCAAAAGGGCUUUAGUAAAUCUGGCAAAGGAAGAAUCCUGAGAGCCAAUAUCACCAUGCCCUCUGGUACAACCGCCACCACCCGUUCUGAUAUCGAAACACUCUUUGACAACCUGCCUGAACCGAUCGAUCUGGAGAUCGACUCUACGAAUGAAAACCUAUAUUGGACUAACCGCGGUGAAUACCCGUUCGGUAAUUCAGUCAAUCGCGGAUAUGUUGGAAGCGAGAAUAAGAAAGUCGCUGCCCUUCAAUUCACGAUUCUAACCCGGCACUUGCACGAGGCAAUUGGUCUACGUUUGGACAUGGUCAAUAAACAUAUCUAUUUUGUGGAUAUGGGUGGGUCGCUAUAUCGUUCUAAUCUGGCGGGAAAGAACAAGACAGUAAUUUACAGCGGCAGGGCUACUUUUACUAGACUUGCUUUGGCUCAUAUCAAUUAG
Aspergillus alliaceus is the source of this 1775-nucleotide messenger RNA. RefSeq names its product 3-hydroxyacyl-CoA dehydrogenase family protein. The transcript is spliced from 8 exons. Lineage: Eukaryota; Fungi; Ascomycota; Eurotiomycetes; Eurotiales; Aspergillaceae. The record is from RefSeq and is a predicted model, not a curated record. The coding region runs from base 72 to 1775 and encodes 567 amino acids. Gene Ontology annotation, molecular function: NAD+ binding; oxidoreductase activity. Gene Ontology annotation, biological process: fatty acid metabolic process.